AUGGCUGUGGGAAAGGCGCCUCUCGUCACAGAGGGGACAGAAGCGGCCAGGAGCACAGUAGGACGUUCCUACUCCCUGACCACCUGCUUUCAAAAUGACUUGCCGCUUUCCAAAGGAGGGAGGAAGCUAACAGAUGGUAAACCUUACAUUGAACCUAAUGACGUCUGGCACUUGGUUUUUCUAAAAUUGAUUACCCACUGCUUUUUUUUUUCUCCCCCAUUUCCCACAGGAGCACAGUUUCCUCCAAUUCCAGCACAGGACCUUCCUUUUGUUCUAAAGGCUGGCUACCUUGAAAAACGCAGAAAAGAUCACAGCUUUCUGGGAUUUGAAUGGCAGAAACGGUGGUGUGCUCUCAGUAAAACAGUGUUCUAUUAUUAUGGGAGUGAUAAAGACAAACAACAGAAAGGUGAAUUUGCAAUAGAUGGCUACAAUGUCAGAAUGAAUAACACCCUUAGGAAGGAUGGAAAGAAAGAUUGCUGUUUUGAAAUCUCUGCUCCUGAUAAACGUGUCUAUCAGUUUACAGCAGCUUCUCCCAAAGAUGCUGAGGAAUGGGUGCAGCAGCUGAAAUUUGUAUUACAAGAUAUGGAAUCUGAUGUUAUUCCUGAGGAUGAUGAUGAUAGAGGAGAAUUAUAUGAUGAUGUUGAUCAUCCUCUAUCAAUGAGCAGUCCAUCAAUAAGCAGUCAGCCAAUAGAUGAUGAAAUUUAUGAAGAACUUCCAGAAGAGGAAGAGGACGGUGCUCUGGUGAAAAUGGAAGAACAAAGGAAGAUGAGUCAGGACAGUGUUCAUCACACCUUAGGAGAUAAAAGCACUGAUUAUGCUAAUUUUUACCAGGGUUUGUGGGAUUGUACAGGACAUCUUUCUGAUGAGCUGUCAUUUAAGCGUGGUGACGUGAUUUACAUUCUCAGCAAGGAAUACAAUAGAUAUGGCUGGUGGGUAGGAGAAAUGAAGGGAGCCAUUGGCUUGGUGCCUAAAGCCUACAUAAUGGAGAUGUAUGAUAUUUGAGAGUCCUGGAAAAGGAAGAUUCUUCUGCUUGUUUGGAUUUAGAAGCAUUGUGAAAGCAUGAGUGACAGCUCAUAACCUCUCUUUGUUUUGUUGAACAUCUCUUGUCUUUGUUAUUUUAGGCAGUCAUUCAUUAAAAUAUUCCUCUGAUGUGAAAUUAAAUGAAGGAUAUUAAUGUAAAUUAGGUGGAAGCAGUAAAGUUAUGCCUGUUGCUAUUUUGCAAAGAUGUAAUUAUAGUUUUUAUUUACUCAUUU
Propithecus coquereli (Coquerel's sifaka) is the source of this 1253-nucleotide messenger RNA. It is a transcript of the gene SKAP2, whose product is annotated as src kinase associated phosphoprotein 2. Gene Ontology annotation, cellular component: plasma membrane; cytoplasm. The transcript has 11 exons. Bases 1 to 1002 code for a protein of 333 amino acids. NCBI's taxonomy places the organism in Eukaryota, Metazoa, Chordata, Mammalia, Primates, Indriidae. Gene Ontology annotation, molecular function: protein binding. The record is from RefSeq and is a predicted model, not a curated record.